Molecule: messenger RNA, 3784 nt
Organism: Synchiropus splendidus (mandarinfish)
Lineage: Eukaryota; Metazoa; Chordata; Actinopteri; Syngnathiformes; Callionymidae
Gene: cbl
Product: Cbl proto-oncogene, E3 ubiquitin protein ligase
Exons: 16
Coding region: 610-3369 (919 amino acids)
Biological process (GO): negative regulation of epidermal growth factor-activated receptor activity; cell surface receptor signaling pathway
Cellular component (GO): plasma membrane; membrane raft
Molecular function (GO): receptor tyrosine kinase binding; SH3 domain binding; phosphotyrosine residue binding
Source: RefSeq, a predicted model, not a curated record
GGCGCGCUCAGCGGAAGGGGCCGAACAGGAAAGGGCCGCACAUACACGUCACAGGAGGAAACAGAGAAAUACUGUGCGAUGUUCGGUUCCUGUCAAUGUUUAUUGACACCACUUUCCAUGCGUGUCCGCGGAACCGUCGCCGGUUCAACAGCAACUUUGUGUCGUCAGUUGUCGCUUCGUGCCGCCGCUUCUGGGCCUCGCAGCCCGCGCGGGGCUGACGGUGUCUCCCACUUCCCGUCCACGGACCACACUGUCGCGGGGAGCCGCCGCCGCCGCCGCUGCCGCUGCUGACAAGAAGAGGGGACGACAUUGGAACAGGGCUCCACUCCGACCCGCCCGCUGAAGAAACGCUCUCCUUGUCCCCCAGUCGAGCUCGAGCUCCGCCGACGCGAGCCCCGCAGAGAGUCAUUCGCGCGGCCAGCCGCCGCAGACCCGCGGCGGUUCCAGGACAGCGGAUUCUUUUGACCACAUUCUGGGUCCAAGCCGAUGAUAGGGUCGCCGAUGGAAGCCUUCGCCCGAUAGUCCUCCCUCCAUUCCUCCCCUCUCCUUCCUGGACCCUGGCUGCCGGGGCUGCCGCCGGAUCCCCAGCUCCCGGUGCUCGCACCGAACAUGGCAGGGAACCUGAAGAAAGGCGGGGGGCUCAUCGGAAUGAUGAAGGACGCGUUCCAGCCUCACCAUCACCACCUCCAUACCCAUCACCAGCCCGGGGCCGUGGACAAGAAGACGGUGGAGAAGUGCUGGAAGCUGAUGGACAAGGUGGUACGUCUCUGCCAAAACCCGAAACUGGCUCUCAAGAACAGCCCGCCCUACAUCCUUGACUUGCUGCCAGACACCUAUCAGCACCUGCGCACUAUUUUAUCUCGGUAUGAAGGCAAGAUGGAGACUCUGGGCGAGAAUGAGUACUUCCGGGUCUUUAUGGAGAACUUAACCAAGAAGACCAAGCAGACCAUCAGCUUUUUCAAGGAAGGCAAGGAGCGCAUGUAUGAGGAGAACUCACAACCCAGACGGAACCUCACCAAACUGUCACUGAUCUUCAGUCACAUGCUGGCUGAGUUAAAAGCCAUCUUCCCCAAUGGCCUGUUUCAAGGUGACAACUUCCGCAUCACUAAGGCAGAUGCUGCAGAGUUCUGGAGGCGUGCCUUUGGGGACAAAACGAUAGUGCCUUGGAAGGUUUUCCGGCAGUCUCUGCAUGAGUUUCAUCCUAUCAGCUCUGGACUGGAGGCCAUGGCUCUCAAAUCCACCAUCGACCUGACGUGCAACGACUACAUCUCCGUCUUCGAAUUUGACAUCUUUACCCGGCUUUUCCAGCCCUGGUCUUCGCUGCUGCGGAACUGGAACAGCCUGGCAGUGACUCACCCCGGGUACAUGGCCUUCCUCACCUACGACGAGGUCAAAGCGCGGCUGCAGAAGUUUAUUCACAAGCCUGGAAGCUACAUCUUCAGACUCAGUUGCACCCGACUGGGACAGUGGGCUAUUGGUUACGUGACCGCGGACGGCAACAUCCUACAGACCAUUCCCCACAACAAACCGCUCUUCCAGGCUCUCAUCGAUGGCUUCAGAGAAGGAUUCUAUUUAUUCCCUGAUGGCCGACCCCAAAACCCCGACCUGACAGGUCUCUGCGAGCCAUCGCCUCAAGACCACAUCAAAGUCACGCAGGAACAAUACGAGCUGUACUGUGAGAUGGGCUCCACAUUCCAGCUCUGCAAGAUCUGUGCGGAGAAUGACAAGGACGUGAAGAUCGAGCCCUGUGGCCAUCUGAUGUGCACCUCCUGCCUCACUGCCUGGCAGGAGUCGGAGGGUCAGGGCACCGGAUGUCCCUUCUGCCGCUGUGAGAUUAAAGGUACCGAGCCCAUCGUGGUGGAUCCUUUCGACCCCAAAGACCCCAACAGUGGGGGCACCUGCAGAGGGAUGUUUGGAGCAGAAGGCGCCCCGUCGCCCAACUACGACGACGAUGAUGAUGACAGACUUGAAGACCCGCACCUCAUCAUGAGCAAGCUCGCCUGCACCAAGGUGGAGAGGCCUCCAUCCCCCAUGUCCAUGGCCCCGCAGUCCUCCCUCCCCCCUGUGCCACCUCGACUGGACCUGUUACCGCACCGACCCACCAACCCUCCGGGGGCGUCCAGUCCUGGAGUCACCUCAAAGUCAGCAUCGCACCACAAAGACAAGCCCCUCCCCCUGCCCCCAGCGCUGCGAGAUCUCCCUCCUCCCCCGCCUCCAGAGCGCCCUCACUCUGCAGGGUCGGGCAGUGAUGGGCGGCUGCCGCGGAGGCCGUUGCCCUGCACGCCCGGAGAGCCCCCUCGAGACAAGCUGCCACCCGCGCCCCCCAACCGGAACCUGGCGGAAUGGAACUCUCGGCCGGUUCCCAAGGCUCCCACCUCAUCCUCGUCGUCAUCGUCUUCUUCAUCCUCGUCCUCCUCUUCGUCAUCGUCCUCCUCCUCCUCCUCUUCAUCAUCGUCAUCGACCCAAGUCUCCAGUCUGGGCGUGGACCUGCGAGCUGGCGUCAGGGAGGUUUCCAACCGACACUCCCUGCCUCUAGCCCUGCCGUCGGCUCUGGACGCUCGCGCCGACUCCCCGAAGAACAGCUCCCUCAGCCUGGAGCAGCAGCUGGGCUUUGGAGCCGUGGUGGCUGCGGAUUACGACAACCCAAAAGUCAAGCCCUCGUCCUCGGCCAACGCCAUCUACUCGCUGGCUGUCAGACACUCGGCUCCCAGAGCAGAAGCCUGCGACUGUGAGGAGGAGUCUGAGUACAUGAUCCCCUCCUCCCGCCCCGUCCUGCUCCCCACGGUACCUGCAGCCGAGCCCCCUCAUGUGCCCAGACCACCCCCAGCACUGGGCUCACGGGUGACGGUGGCAGAGCUGGACGACAGCCCUCAGAUGUAUGAGGCCAUGUACAACAUCCAGGCGCGCGACUCGGACUACUCGGAGCUGCCUCCCUCCACGCUGAGCAACGGCCCACGAGAGCAGCCGCCUGAAGACCGCCAGGACGAGGCCAACGGCUGCGAGCCUCCCAGGCCCACGCCCCCUGCGCGCCGCACCCUCUCCGAACUGGCCGGCUCCGCCUCAGCGGCAUCGUUCGGCCGCCUCUCCCUGGACGUGGACGCUGGAGCCGUGGCCGCGCUCUCCGAGCCACUGGAGGCGCCCGAGCGGCCGCCGAAGCCCCUCCCCCGCCGGAUCAACUCGGAGCGGCGGCCCAGCCCGGCGGAGAGCAGCGCCCAGAUGAGCAGCGAGAUCCAGCAGCUGGUGAGCCAGGGCUACUCGCAGCAGGACGUCCAGAAGGCCCUGAUGAUCGCGCAGAACAACCUGGAGAUGGCCAAGAACAUCCUGCGCGAGUUCGUCUCCAUCCCCUCCAGCGCUCACGUCCUCACAUAGCGCCGCGCCCCACACACUCCUCGCCUGCGGCGGCAUCGCGCCUGCUGGCUCUGAUCUCUGUGGGGCCGCGCCCACAUGUAACACCUCAAGAAAAUGUAUAUGAAAGUUUAAUAUAUAAGUUAAUGUAUAUGAAAUCUGUGUAAUAUAUUCUGCACGUACAAAUAAACUGGGCUGGAAGGUCGGCGCGUGCAGCACACGCGGCGCAGCUCAAGCUUGCAGCGGCUGCAGAACCUCACCCGGAAGGCUCGGGCCCCCGUCUCUUUCAGCGGCGGCCUUGGUACGUUGAGAGGAACUUGGUGUGCGUCUGCCUGAGCCGCCCUCUGGUGGAAUGUGGGUCACGGGACUGAUGACGCGGCAGUACUGGACAGGCGUGAGCCGCUCGGCAGUGGUAUGGAAUAAAUGUUUUCUUUGCUAA